AUGGAAUGCUCGCCAGCUCAGAAAGGUGUGGUCACCUACACGCUUUCCCCGAAUAGAUACAACCCUAUGGCCGGAGCUUUGAAAAAUGCCGUCUUCAACACCUACCGCCGCACAUACCACCAGAUUCUAUACUGGUUGCCUCCUUUCGUUUUGGCAUAUUUCCUGAUGCAAUGGGCCAUUGAGAGAAAUGAAUAUCUUAACUCGAAGCCUGGGCGAGCGGAAAACGAGGGCGAAUAG
Capronia epimyces CBS 606.96 is the source of this 237-nucleotide messenger RNA. RefSeq names its product UcrQ family protein. Bases 1 to 237 code for a protein of 78 amino acids. Lineage: Eukaryota; Fungi; Ascomycota; Eurotiomycetes; Chaetothyriales; Herpotrichiellaceae. Gene Ontology annotation, biological process: mitochondrial electron transport, ubiquinol to cytochrome c. The transcript has 3 exons. The record is from RefSeq and is a predicted model, not a curated record.